Messenger RNA from Schistosoma spindalis, 3354 nucleotides. The record is from the annotation of a GenBank genome assembly. NCBI's taxonomy places the organism in Eukaryota, Metazoa, Platyhelminthes, Trematoda, Strigeidida, Schistosomatidae.
AUGGACUUGACGUGUGAACCAUUGGCCCCAUUACGACAAAGUCAGGAGAGAUUCAGGAGUCCAGACAUUUCACGAAGACCAUUGGCAGGAGAAGCUUUGGCUGCUUACACAGUCAAAAAGUCACGUCGUGCUAAGUCAACGGAACCUACUGCUCUUGAUACCAACGAUCCACUUGUGAAAUGUCCUGACGAAGAAGAGAAAGUAAAGGAAGUUCUUAACGAUGAAAGCAUGGACAAACGGUGGUCAUUAAUAGCCAAAAACUACGAAAAUAUGUCGAAGCAAGAGAUUAUGAAUAACUACAGAUUACUCAUGAAUGAAAAACUACGAUUGGAAAGGUUUCUGUCCAUAAUGACCAAGAAUAAUGAGAUGGCUCGCAACCGCUUGGAAUCAGACCUAUUAGAUGCCAUGAUGUGUAUAGAAGACUUAAAACAAGCUCUUGAGAUUCGUUUGGCACGACGACGAAAAAUUGAUCCUCGAGAAGCUGAGGAAAGAAGAUAUUUGAUUCGGCAAAACAAGAAAUUACUAAACCAGUUAUUUGAAUCAGCAAAGAAAAUUGAAAGACUGGAAGUAACCAAAGUAGAAAUGAAAGAACAACUGGAAUUAUUGGAUUUCCAAAUUGUCGAAGUUGAGAAUCAGAAAGCUAUGAUUGAGGAAGAAUUGAGAAAAAUUCCUCCAACUUUACAUGAGGGAACUCAAACUGAGGAAAGCUCAGAUAACCGUCAGUUAAUAUGUCAAUUAAAAGAACAAUUAAGUCUACUCAGAAGCGAUUUAUCCAAUCAAAAAGCUGAAACAGCAGCUGCUGUUGCUAAACACAUUCAUCUGGAUAAUUUAAUUAAAGAAUUACGUCGUGAUAAUAUUGAAUUACGUGAUCAAUUAUCUCAUGUUGAUGAUACUGAAAAUUCACUAGCUGAAAGUGAUAAACCGAUAGCUGCUGAUGUUAAACUACUUAAAGCUCAAUUAGCUGAACAAUUAGAACGUGUCAAAGAUUUAGAAGAAAAAUUGAAUUCAUCAAGAUUGUAUUCAGAAAAAUUAGAAUCCCGUGUACAAGACCUUAUAGAAAAAAACAGCUGUCAUCCAUCUACUGAAUCUGUAUCAUUCGAAACAGAUCAUUCUGAACAAAAUACAACUGCUGUACUUCACUCAAUGGACGAUACGAAACCGGUUACUGUUUCUCAAUCACAACCACCUCCAUUAAAAACAACAGGAACACAACCUAAAGUAGAUGAUAUACUUCUUCAACAAACAAUUUAUACAUUUCAGGCACUUUUAGAUGAACGUGAUCAAGAAAUAAGUCAAUUAAAAAAACAUAUUGUACAAAAUCCAUCUAACACUGAGUUAACAUCAGAUAUAAAUCUACCGAAAUUAUACGAAUCAUCAAUUCAAACAGAAUUAAAUAAUGAACAAAUGGAAAAAUUAUCAAAUUUAAAAGAUACUUUAAAUUCAGGUGGUCAGUUAUUGACUAGUGAACAGUAUGAAACAUUGAACAAUGAAUUAAACGAAACAUUGAAAACAUUAACAAACAACCCUGAUAAUUGUAAUAUACCAUCGUCUGAACAAUUAUCAUCAUCUACAAAUGAAAAAGAAAAAGAAACUCAGAACUAUGAUGAACUAAUUCAAACAGUGAAUAAAUUAAGAAAAGCAUCUGAAACUAUUAAACCAAUGUCAACUUCAUCAGAGUUAAAACCAAGUGAUAACGUUGAUCAGGCGAAUCCGAAUGCAAAUAAUGCUGAUCAAAAACUGAUAGAAAAUUUACGUUGUCAAAUUGAAAGCUUAAAAAAAGAAAUAAAAAGAUUACAACGUGGUGCAUCUACAACUGAAGAACGAAUUGUUAAUGGAAAUACUGGUGAAUUUCAUACAUCACACAGUUCUCCAAGUCAUUUUUAUUCAAUGGAUCCAUAUGGAAGUGUGGGUAAACAAAAUGAAGAAAAAUCCAAUGCAUUACAUAAUCCAUCAUACUACAGUGCUCAGUUGCAAGAACUACGUCAGACUGGAGACUUAGAGUUAGUCCGCGCACAUCUUAGUUUGUCUGAACGACGUCGACGUGAGCUUGAGAGACGUAUAACCGAACUAACUGAUGAGUUAGCGCGUUCUCGUGCCGAAGCCCGUUCCGCGGAAACUAGUCUUUCUGCUGCUCGUCGAACUGAAGCUGCAUUGAGAAGACGUCUUCUUGUUGCUAUGGAUUCUCGAGGUUCACCUAAUGGAAAUUAUGAAAUGAAUAUAUCACGAAAUUCACAUGAAUUCUCUACAAACGACAGUUCAGAAAUGAUGAAUGCUUUGGAGUUGCAAGCAGAUAUUAUUAAACUUCAAGCUACUAAUGCUUCUCUAACGGAAGCUGCUCUACUUGAUCGAACAAGGUUGCAUGAUCAAGCUAUGCGUAUAGACCAGUUGGAAUCAGAGCAUAAAGCUUUACUUGAUCGAGUUUCAUGUCUUCAGGCAGCUGAAACUGGUGCACAACGUGGUAUUGUACGUUUACAAGCUCUUUACGAAGAUAUGCUACGUGAAUACUCAGAGUCUAAACCAUUGGAACUAUCUAACGUUCGUGGACGUCAUCGUCAGAGAAGCAGCUCUCGUAACUCUAGGAAUAACGAUUUUAUUACAAAUGCUAAUUAUAAUGAUAAAUAUCGUGCUACAUCACGAAAUCAUGACGUAAGGGCAACAGAACAACAGAUUUCGGAGGUUCAAGCUAUGAAUUCUCCACGUAAACGAUCUAUUUAUGAGAACACAGGUGAAAUUGUCACUGCAUCAUCGACAACAAUACCAGUUGGUUCAUGCAAUUCACCAGUUUGUAUUGCUGUACGUAAUCUUUUGAAAGCAUUUCAAGAUCGUUAUAGUGAUUUAAUGGAUCAAUUUAUACAAAUUCAACAUGAUCCAACAUUAACAAAUGGUCAUUUAAAUGAAAUGAAUAUUAAUAAUGAUAAUAACAAUAGUAUAAUUCUAAGAAAAUCUUCACAAACUCCAGCAUUCAUUAAAGAAUUAUAUACUCAAUUAAAUAAUAUUUUAAAUUUAUUAAAUGAAAAUAAUUAUCAAAUGAUUCAAAAUUAUGAAUUAAUUGAACAAAUUCAAUUAUGUAUAAGAUUGAUUAAUUCAUUAGAUAAUUGGAUUAAUUCUUGUUUAACACAAAAUGAUAUGGAAAUAGCACAUCUUCGUUUAUUCAUUAUGAAUUUACAAUUACGUAAUAAUAAUAAUUCAACUGGUAUAGAACAAAAUACAACAAUAUUUACUUCAUCAAUGAAUAGUCCUAGUAGUAAAGAUAAUAAUGAGCAAAAUAAACAAACUUUUUCCUCAACUCCAAUUAACGUCUAUGAUGCAAACUACUUAGAUUUCGUCCAUUCUGGUAGUGUUUUUGAAUUUUAA